Molecule: messenger RNA, 3221 nt
Organism: Dermochelys coriacea (leatherback sea turtle)
Lineage: Eukaryota; Metazoa; Chordata; Testudines; Dermochelyidae
Gene: ALDH1A2
Product: aldehyde dehydrogenase 1 family member A2
Exons: 13
Coding region: 745-2469 (574 amino acids)
Molecular function (GO): aldehyde dehydrogenase (NAD+) activity
Source: RefSeq, a predicted model, not a curated record
UCUGUCGGGGUGUGUGUAUCUCCCGCAGCCUGGCUGGCUGUAGCUCCGUCUCUCCGUGUGUGUCCGUGUGUCCGGCUGGCUCUCCCUGCCCUACCCCGGCGGAGGGCAAGCAGGGAACUGAGCCGCUGCUCGGCGCUCUGCCCGGGGGACCGUGGGCUGGGAGGGAGGGAAGCUGCUGCUGGCACAGGGCUGAGCCUGUCCCGCGGAGCCGGAGCCGGCCCCGGGCUGGGGGCCGCUCCGUGCCCGGGAGCGCGGGGUUCCCUGCACUUGCGGGUCCGCUCCGGGAGGGUCGCCCCUGGCGCGGGGUGUCCGCUGAGCCGGGCCUCCCCGGGAGGGGCUGCCCCGCUGGGGCCGGGCUCGCAGCGCUCUGUCCGCCCCCCCUUGGCAGAGCGGCUCUAAUGAGGUUCCCAAGUGCCCCCCCUGCGGCCGAGAGCCUGUGCGCCCCUCGGAAAGCCGCUUUGAUUUCCGCCGGGCUGCACCUCGCACCCGGCUGCUGAUUCCCCUGCCCUUCUUGCAGGGAAAUCCUCGGGAAUUGCCCCCCGCAGCCGCGGCACCAGAGCGCGCUUCGCGUGGGGGGCCCAGCUGCUGGCUACCCGGCCGAUCGGGCUCCAGCCUGGGCCGAGGGAAGAGACCUGUUGCGGGCUGGUCUCCUGCAGUCUCUGCCAGACUGGGCUGAUGGAAAGAGAGAGCAUUUUAAUUCUCUCAGCCUAGGUAGGAUGGACCUGCCCCCCUGCCUCUGCCCUCAUGGCCAAUAAGAAGAGACCCGGCUUGACACCUGCCUAUAUACAGAGGAGGAGAGCAAAAUCUUCAGCACUGAUCUGUGCAAGGGGGGGUGGGGGGAGGAAAAAAAGGGGGGGGGGAAGCCCAGGUCAGAUAAGGGGGAACGUUUGUACUAUAAAACCCCCAAAGACUAUGACUUCCAGUAAAAUUGAGAUGCCAGGAGAGGUGAAGGCAGACCCUGCAGCUCUGAUGGCAUCUCUGCAUCUGCUGCCUUCUCCCACUCUCAACCUUGAAAUCAAAUACACCAAGAUUUUCAUAAAUAAUGAAUGGCAAAAUUCUGAGAGUGGGAACAUAUUCCCAGUAUAUAAUCCAUCAACAGGAGAGCAAAUCUGUGAGAUCCAGGAAGCUGACAAGGUUGAUACGGACAAAGCAGUGAGGGCAGCUCGCCUUGCUUUCUCUCUAGGCUCGGUGUGGAGGAGAAUGGAUGCAUCGGAAAGAGGCCGUCUCUUGGAUAAACUAGCGGACUUGGUUGAAAGAGACAGGGCAAUUCUUGCUACCAUGGAAUCGCUGAAUAAUGGCAAACCCUUUCUGCAGGCUUUCUAUGUAGAUCUUCAGGGAGUCAUCAAAACUCUGAGGUAUUAUGCAGGUUGGGCAGACAAGAUUCAUGGAAUGACCAUUCCUGUGGAUGGAGAUUAUUUUACGUUUACAAGACAUGAACCCAUCGGAGUGUGUGGACAGAUCAUCCCUUGGAACUUCCCCCUGCUGAUGUUUGCAUGGAAGAUUGCCCCAGCUCUGUGCUGUGGCAAUACAGUAGUUAUUAAACCAGCAGAGCAAACACCACUCAGCGCGCUUUAUAUGGGAGCCCUCGUCAAGGAGGCUGGCUUUCCACCGGGAGUAGUCAAUAUUUUGCCAGGAUUUGGUCCAACUGCAGGCGCAGCAAUAGCUUCUCACGUUGGCAUAGAUAAAAUUGCUUUUACUGGAUCUACUGAGGUUGGGAAGCUGAUCCAAGAAGCAGCUGGAAGGAGUAAUUUGAAGAGAGUAACUCUGGAGCUGGGAGGGAAGAGCCCCAACAUCAUUUUUGCAGAUGCUGAUUUGGACUGUGCUGUGGAACAAGCUCACCAGGGGGUCUUCUUCAAUCAAGGACAAUGUUGCACUGCAGGCUCACGGAUUUACGUGGAAGAAUCGAUCUACGAGGAGUUUGUUAGAAGAAGUGUCGAACGUGCCAAGAGGAGAGUAGUGGGGAGUCCUUUUGACCCAACUACGGAACAAGGUCCCCAGAUUGAUAAGAAACAGUAUAACAAGAUCCUGGAACUUAUCCAAAGUGGCAUUACAGAAGGUGCAAAACUCGAAUGUGGAGGUAAAGGACUAGGAAGAAAGGGUUUCUUCAUUGAACCUACAGUGUUUUCCAAUGUAACAGAUGACAUGCGGAUUGCCAAGGAAGAGAUCUUUGGGCCUGUUCAAGAAAUACUGAGAUUUAAAACCAUGGAUGAAGUUAUAGAGAGAGCCAACAAUUCAGAUUUUGGACUCGUAGCUGCUGUCUUUACAAAUGACAUAAACAAGGCCCUGACAGUCUCAUCAGCAAUGCAAGCUGGGACAGUCUGGAUAAAUUGUUACAAUGCCUUAAAUGCCCAGAGUCCUUUUGGAGGGUUCAAAAUGUCUGGCAAUGGGAGAGAAAUGGGUGAAUGUGGCUUGAGAGAAUAUUCCGAAGUUAAAACUGUGACAAUAAAGAUUCCUCAAAAGAAUUCCUAAGAAGAUGAAGGUGCAUGUUGUGCAGAACAACAUGUGAUGCCACCCUCAAUAUUCCUUAUGGGACCAGCACUCAGGAAUAAAAAGUGUUGUUACGCAGUGUAUAUUUAAGAUAUUAAGUUACAACAUAUAUACCAGGCACAUAAUUGCAUACAAAAUGCAAACUGACUCUGCAUUAUUUCAUAGCGCUCCACUGGGAACUCCCCCCACCCCACCCUUAUUUUUAAACCAAACCAUGCAGCAAGAGUUAAAAUUGCAAUUGGAUACUAUUUAAUAACUGCACCACUAUACAUCUAUUAGUUACACACACAGCAAUCCUUCGCAUACAUAUGCAAAAAAGGUAGGUUGUUUUAAAAUCAUCUUCUCAAACAAGGCUGGAUUGGGCUGAUAUUCUUAUACGGUGCUUUGCGACAGAUCUCAUUUGGAGGACACCGUUUUAGCCAUACACAACUGACCAAGUAUCACUGAUAUUCUUUAAUAACCAAAAGUGAACUGUUUUGAAUUGGAGCCAGCCAAUAUGGUACACUGGCAACUUUGCAAUCAGCACAAUGUUUUGAAGUGGUUAGACUGGGGGGACUAAUUUAUUGCAUGGAUUACUAAAUUUGGAAAUAUUCUAGUUAGAAUUGAGGUUUGGUUUCCAUGAACACACAGAGAUGGUCUGAUAUUCAUAGUGCAUCUUAACAGUUAUUUUAUGUCUUAUAAGUGAGUUGGUACCUAUAAUAAGAUUUUUAAAAGGUUUUACCAUCCUCCCACAA